AUGUGUACAGAAGUCACCAACACUGAUGUAUUAUCAAUACCUGUAGAAGAAAAUAAUCCUUCAUUUAAUGAAGGAUUUAUGGAAAGUAGUAAUAUAAUGGAGAGAUUAAAUCGUUCUUACUCUGCAAGUUCUAUUUUACGACUCAAAAGACGAUGCGAUGAUAGUGCAAAGAUCAAACGAAGUCUGUCAGAAGCUAAACUUUCUUUGCAAAGUUCAUGUUCUGAUUAUGAAGGGGAAAAAAGUCAAAUAACUGUUGGUGUUCGUGUCAGGCCAUUACUACCUAGAGAAGGUAUGAAUGGUGUCAAUGUUAGUGAUGGUAGUAUUGUUGUUGCGAGUGAUCUUGGAUCAGAAUUUACAUUUUCAUAUGAGCAUUGUUUUUCACCAUCUUGCACUCAAAGUGAAGUUUAUGAUGCACUGGUUCGUCCGUUGUUGGAUAAUGCUGUACAAGGCUAUAAUGCUUGCCUCUUUGCAUAUGGACAAACUGGGUCAGGAAAAACAUACAGUAUGAUGGGACCAAAUCUAGAUGAAGAUAAUUUUGAAUUGACGUCAGAAUCAGGAAUGAUCCCUCGAUUCUGCAAGGAGCUUCUUCAGAAAACAGCUACCUUGGAAGAAGAGUGUCCAUCUCUCACUACUUCGGUAGAAGUGUCUUAUUUAGAAGUAUACAAUGAAAAAAUACAUGAUCUCCUUGUACCUGGUAAUACGCAGCUGAGAGUACGUGAACAUCCUGUGCAUGGUCCGUAUGUUCAUUGGAUAAACGUUGGGAACAAAAAGAGGUCUACUGCCAUGACAGAAUUAAAUGACAAGAGUUCAAGAUCUCAUUCUCUGUUUACAAUUCUACUAACGCAAACCUCUGCCCAGGUUCGCAGUGAUGGAACUUGGAGCCAUGAUCAAACAAGAAGAAGUCAUAUAAAUCUUGUUGAUCUAGCUGGGAGUGAAAGAAUAGCAAGUUCUACUGUUUCUUCCGACCGCCUGAGGACAAGACUUGAGGGAUAUGCAACACCGGUAUGCUAUUCCUCCCCUCUCCCCCACCAACUUGAUCUUUACUGUUUAAAGAAGUAA
This is a messenger RNA of Nezara viridula (southern green stink bug), 1059 nucleotides long. NCBI's taxonomy places the organism in Eukaryota, Metazoa, Arthropoda, Insecta, Hemiptera, Pentatomidae. The record is from the annotation of a GenBank genome assembly.